Messenger RNA from Aphanomyces invadans, 1971 nucleotides. RefSeq lists its product as hypothetical. The transcript has 2 exons. Gene Ontology annotation, biological process: transmembrane transport. The record is from RefSeq and is a predicted model, not a curated record. Lineage: Eukaryota; Oomycota; Saprolegniomycetes; Saprolegniales; Verrucalvaceae. Gene Ontology annotation, molecular function: ATP binding; ABC-type transporter activity; ATP hydrolysis activity. The coding region runs from base 1 to 1971 and encodes 656 amino acids. Gene Ontology annotation, cellular component: membrane.
AUGAUGGCGCCCAAGGACGAGGUUGGCGUGGUGAACGAUGGCCCGACCGUCGAAUUCACAGCGCUGGCGUCACCGAAAGAAGCACAAGCACCGCCAAACGGUGACAUUGCGUGGCGGGACGUGCCCAACCCCAUGGGCGCAGCGAGUUGGUUUAGCCUCGUCACGAUGCUGUGGAUGGAUCGCUUGAUUCAACGCGGUGCAAAGAAAACUCUGCAAGAGCAGGACGUGUGGAAGCUCAGCCCAAAGGACACGGCGGCGUACUUGAACGAACGAUUUCAGAUCCACUGGGAACGCGAGAAGCUCGAGGCCACGCCGGAUUAUGCCCGGGCGAUCUGGCGGACGCUGCAGACCAAAACUCUGUGGACCACAGCUCUGUACGGGCUCUACUCGGUGCUCAUGCUCGUGCAGCCCACGGUCAUUAAGUCCCUCUUGGACUUCCUCCAAACGCCCGACGGCAUGACAGCCCACACAAGUAUCGGGAUUUCGUCUGGGUACGCUCUAGCUGGUCUCCUCACCGUGCUCUCGUUCGUGUCGGUCACGAUGGUCGACUUCGGGCAAUACUUGACGUCUAACUUGGGCGUGAAUGCCAAAUCGAUCGUGAUGGACUCGGUUUAUCUCAAAACGCUCCGGCUGUCAGGGUUUGCCAGGCGCGAGAUGUCGUCGGGCGAGAUCGUGACUCUCUCGUCCGUCGACUCGGAACGGCUCUUUCAAGGUUACAUGGUCGGUCCCUGGGUCGUCGUGGCUCCUUUCACACUCUUACUUAUCUUCAUUCUGAUCGGAGUCGACAUGGGUGCCGUCGUAGGGGCUGUCGUCGGUGUGUCCAUGGCGGCCGUCCUCUACUGGAGCUACGUGUCGUCGAAAGCCGUGGGAAAAGUACGUCGAGACGUCUUGACUGUCCAAGCCGAGCGCAUCAAGUUGACAAACGAAAUCCUCCAAGGCGUUCGCGUCGUCAAAAUGUACGCGUGGGAAGGCUUUGUCCAAGCUCAAAUCGAAGCCAUUCGCGCGCGCGAACUAGCGCUGCUCCGGACGUACCAGUAUCAGCGCGUGCUCAACACUGUCAUGCUGUCGAUCGCGCCGGUGUUUUCGCUGGCCUUGUGCUUGGCGGUGUACGCUGCUCAAGGCCACGAACUCACGCCGUCUCGGGCGUUUACCGCGCUGGCCUACAUGAAUGUGGCCAGGCUUCCAUGCACCGUGUUUUCCAGCUCCAUCAUGUUUGCGUCGGAGGCGCUGGCAUCAUGCGCACGCAUCGGCAAGUUUAUGGUAGCCAACGAAAUCCCCGACGACGCGCCGAUUCUCCAAGAGAUGCAAGGGACAUCGUGCGACCCAAAAGUCGACCUUGACGAGGCGUCGUUCAGCUGGAACGCAGACCUGGCGGGCGCGUCCACCCCGAUGGACGCGGUGCCGCUGACGCUGAAGCGAAUCAACUUGAGCAUUGCCGCCGGAACUCUGACCAUCGUGGUCGGCCCGGUCGGGGCUGGCAAGUCGAGUUUGAUCAGCGCGAUCUUGGGCGAAAUCCAGCAAGUGAGCGGCCGCCGCGAGGUCGCUGGUCGCGUCGCGUACGUUAACCAAGAAGCAUGGAUCCAGCAUGCAACGGUGAGAGACAACAUUUUGUUCUCGGCGGCGCUGGACACGGCCAAGUACGAUCGCGUCGUGGCAGCAUGCCAACUCAAAGCGGACUUGGCGAUUUUACCCGACGGUGACGAGACCGAGAUCGGAGAACGAGGGAUCAACUUGAGCGGCGGCCAGAAGGCUCGAGUGAGCUUAGCCAGAGCCAUGUACAGAUCAGACAUGGCGGAUUUGGUGUUGCUGGACGACCCGUUGAGCGCUCUCGAUGUGCACGUGGCUGGCGCGGUCUUCCGCGAGUCCACUACCAUUUCCUACCGCAAGCCGACCGCGUGCUUGUCAUGGAGGACGGCGCGAUCGUUGGAGACGGCACGUUUGAUGCGGUCAAGGUCGCAUUUCCCCACUUGA